AGGGCGGGAAUCUGCGGCGCUGUGUAAACACUACGGGAGGAGGGGGGUAUUUGAGACUGAUUUUGUGGUAUUUUUCGACCGAAAAGUGCUAAUCUUUUUUGCUCACGGCAUUCUUUGGAAUGUGUAGAUUGUGGAACAAGUGCUGAAAUAUGCUUAUCUAUUGUAAUUUGGCUAUGUUAGCCUUAGACAUGUUGCACUGUUGACGCUGAUGAAGAAUAGGCGGCACCAAAGCUUUAAAGACUAGUAUCUUUUGAAAUUGAAAUUUGCCUCUCAGUCUCUCAAGAUGCCAAAUAGAUGUGCAGGAUUUGAUUGCUGACAAACCAGGGAUGAGGCUCAAGAGUCAAGAGAUCACCCUGCAUUGGCAAGUGGCUGGAACAACCCCAGUGCCGCACAGUUCUGCGGGAUAUUCCGGCACCUGCUCCACCGCUGCGGCGUCCGGCCCGGCAGCACAGGGAAAGUGGCAGCCCUCGACCCGACCAGCAUCCUGGCAGUCGGUCACACGACCAGCGGACGGGGAGCCAGCCUUACUACCUCGGCCUCCACCACCUCAGACAACGGUGCCACGGCACUCCACAUCAUCACGGAGCACGACUUCCAGCCUGGGCUGUCGUCUGGUGGGCAACAUCGCCACCUACAUCGCAGGGUUCGUGGUGAAGAAGGCGCUCGACUCUGUCAGCUGUAGCACCUGUCAGGAGGCCCUGGUGAGCGACAUCCAGCCGGACGACAUGACACAGCUUUACCACCUCUUCAUCAUCUCUGCCAGAUGAGCUAAGGUGGGGACGGGUUACAUGCCUGGGAUCUGACUGAGACCCGCUCAUACCCUGCCGAAGUGUUGGUGAUUUCAGCGGUCAGCUGUCUCUAGCCAGUGUCAGUGAGUCGCGGCCAGCUGCCGCUGGAGUGGGUAUCUACCGUCGAUAGCUGCUGUGUGGCGGAUAGCGUGGAUUUG
Messenger RNA from Amphibalanus amphitrite, 946 nucleotides. RefSeq lists its product as uncharacterized. The record is from RefSeq and is a predicted model, not a curated record. Lineage: Eukaryota; Metazoa; Arthropoda; Thecostraca; Balanomorpha; Balanidae. Bases 327 to 767 code for a protein of 146 amino acids. The transcript is spliced from 3 exons.